Molecule: messenger RNA, 1756 nt
Organism: Stegastes partitus (bicolor damselfish)
Lineage: Eukaryota; Metazoa; Chordata; Actinopteri; Pomacentridae
Gene: kcnj15
Product: potassium inwardly rectifying channel subfamily J member 15
Exons: 2
Coding region: 197-1216 (339 amino acids)
Biological process (GO): regulation of monoatomic ion transmembrane transport; potassium ion import across plasma membrane
Cellular component (GO): plasma membrane
Molecular function (GO): inward rectifier potassium channel activity
Source: RefSeq, a predicted model, not a curated record
AACUCGGGACAAUAGCAGAAACAAGACACUGAACUAGAUGUUCUCGGGCAGCUUCGUCUUACAGAUUCUGUUUGUGAUCCUGAGACAAGUGAACAUCUGAGACUAUUCAGCGAAGCAGCACAACAGGAUCUCGUCUGUUGGCUAUAUCAAACUAAAACCUGACUUCUGAAAAUCAGUUUUAAUUGAGUGAAGCAACAUGGCCAACAAGAAGUCAGAGGUCCAGAGGAGGAUUGUGUCCAAGGAUGGCCACAACAACGUGCGGAUCGACAACGUGGAGGGAAUGGUCAAACUGUACCUGCACGACAUCUGGACCACCGUGGUGGACAUGAAGUGGCGUUACAAACUCACUCUGUUCGCCUCCACCUUCGUCAUGACCUGGUUCAUCUUUGGGGUCUUCUUCUACUUCAUUGGGAUGGGCAACGGAGACUACGAGGACGGUCUGAGCUCCAACCACACACUCUGCGUCACCAACGUUCAGACACUCACCGGAGCCUUCCUGUUCUCUCUGGAGUCUCAGACCACCAUUGGUUACGGUUUCCGUUACAUCUCAGAGGAGUGUCCUCUGGCUAUCUUCACUCUGGUGGCUCAGCUCGUCAUCACCGGCCUGGCUGAGAUCUUCGUCACCGGCGCCUUCCUGGCCAAACUGGCUCGGCCCAAGAAGCGAGCGGAGACCAUCAAGUUCAGCCAUUCGGCGGUGAUCUGCCGCCACCAGGGCAAGCUGUGUCUGAUGGUGAGAGUGGCCAACAUGAGGAAGAGCCUCCUAAUCCAGUGCCAGCUGACUGGAAAGCUGCUUCACUCGAAUGUGACAGAGGAAGGUGAGAAGACUCAAGUGCACCAGAGCUCGGUGGAUUUUUACAUGGACUCCAGCAGCCAGUGCCCCUUCCUCAUCCUGCCUCUCACCUUCUACCACGUCCUGGACGAACGCAGUCCGCUGAAAGGACUCACCGCGGAAAACCUGCUCACCAGAGAUUUCGAAUUGCUGGUCACCCUCAACGCCACCAUGGAGUCGACGGCGGCCACGUGUCAGAGCCGAACCUCCUACGUGCCCCAGGAGAUCAUGUGGGGCUUUGAGUUCAAGCCGGUGUUGUUCAGCACCAACGGGGGGCGCUACGUGGCAGAUUUCAACUUUUUUGACAAGGUGCAGGUGAGCAACGAUGCAGCCUUCAGCAACAACAUGGAGAAGCUGAAACUGGAAGAGGACUAUAAGAAGGAGUAAAAGACUUGUGUAUUGUCAUGAAUGCUGAGGCUCCACCAGUUUACCGACUCAGUUCAUCCUCACAGCCAUAAACCUUGAUUCAAACACUGUUUUUGUGUCAUAUGAUGUCAAAAGUUUGGUUUUAUUGUUCAACAACAAUUAAAUUUUCAGGCAAACUGGAAACCUGACAUAAAAAUACUUUUUUCUGCACAUCCUAAUUACACAUUUGAUCGUUCUGAUGUUUUUUGUUUUGUUAUAUUUUGCGUGGACACACAGAGAUGAAACUGAAGUGAGGUUUGUCUUAGCAAAUAUGAUGCUUCACUGUUGCUGAAUUCGAAGGUCGAACAAUUUGUACAUGGCACUAUUUCUGGAAAACAGGUGUGAACUUUUUUUUUAAAUUACUGUGCUGUAACAUAGACAUAUAGAUAGAUUAUGAUAUAUAAUAUUACAGUUGGCAGGAUGACACAUAGGGGCUGAUAAAUAUGUAACAUAGAGGUUGAUUAAAAUUAUUCACUUGUUUUUUGUUUUUUUUUAAAUAAAAGUUUCUUUGUUUAGUAAAAA